This is a messenger RNA of Musca domestica (house fly), 1349 nucleotides long. RefSeq lists its product as uncharacterized. The record is from RefSeq and is a predicted model, not a curated record. The transcript is spliced from 3 exons. Lineage: Eukaryota; Metazoa; Arthropoda; Insecta; Diptera; Muscidae. Bases 192 to 1313 code for a protein of 373 amino acids.
AUGAAGCGUUCUGAUUUAGUAGCGUUUGGAGCGUGAUCGCGGAAGAAAGCAUUGCAGGGCUACCAGUGGAAAUUUUAAACAAAAGCGAUUGUUUAACAAUUGUCAAGAAUUGUUUAAAUUUGUCCAGUGACAAUGCAUUUGAAUUGUUGUCGCACAGAGUUGUGAAAUCCUCCAGCGAUUUGGUGGGAUUUAUGGGUGAAUAUUAUAAAUUGGAAAUAGAUAUUAAAGAGGGGAAUUCUGAUACCGAGAGACAUCUGAAUUUUUUUGUUAAAUCCGUCCCCGUCACCAAUGAAGUCUAUCGCGAUGAAUGCGAACGCAAAGGGUUCUUUCGCAAAGAAUCCAGCAUUUAUGCCAAUAUUUUACCAAAUAUUCAACGUUUUGCCCCGGCAGAUUUAUUUCCCAAAUCAUAUCUGGUGCGAUCGGAUAUUUUAGUUUUGGAAGAUUUUUCCAUACCCGAAAAGGGUUUCAAGCAGUUAUCGAAAAAUGACGUUUACACAACGAAACAUUUGCAAUUGUGUUUACAACUGCUGGCCAGAUUUCAUGCCGCCAGCCUUGCCUGGGAAGCCGAAGCGUCACUGAAUAUUGGUGAACAGUUCAAGGAUGUGCUCAUCGAAUUGCAGCUAACUGCGGCAAAUGAGUGGUACAUAACGGGCAUUCAGGCCGCCUUGUACAUAGCCCAAACUCAUCCCAAAUAUCAGUACCCCGAGGCCCAGGAAUUCAUCAAUCAAAAACUUUACCAAGUAUUUCUGGAUAUGGAGGAGUUAUCCAAAUCCUCGAAAACUCUACGCAAUGUCUUGUGUCAUCGUGACUCGUGGAACAGCAACAUAUUUUGGAAAUAUGACAAACUCGACAAAGAACCUCUAGAGUGUCGCAUUGUCGAUUUCCAGCUGACCCGUUACAGUCCUCCGGCAAUAGAUGUCCUCAAUUUUCUCUAUAAUAAUUUUGAAAAUCCUCAACGCAGAGAUAAAGAGGUGCCAGACCUAUUGAAAUAUUAUCACAAAACUUUGAGAGAAGAAUUGAAACGUUUGAAUUUAAGUGAAGACCUGAUACCGCAACAAGAAUUUGAAGAAGAUUGCCGCAAAGCUCUGCUGGCUGUCUUAACUCUGCGAUCAAUUUGUGUGCCAUUAUUUAAUUUACCCCCAGGAUGGGCCGCCCACAUGCGUGCCACCGAACCCAAGACAUUUGAUGCCUAUAUGAAUAGUGAGCGAAUUGCAAUGUUUGAGAGGGUCUCUCAGAUGGAUCCCACCUAUAUGGGAAAGAUACAAUAUCCAUUGCAGGAGAUCAUGGAAUAUUUUAAUUUUAAGCCAAAAUAAAUUAAUCUGAAUGAAUGAAAUAAAAUCGAUGUUAAU